ACAAAACCUUGCCAAAAUGUUUUUGCGUGUGGUUUUCUGUUAUUAGCCUGUGUUUAACAUAGAAUCUCGUCCUCCAUUGCAAUACUAUAGCCACCAAGUUUUAACGCGUUCUACGCUAUUUGUGUUUUUGUUAUUGUUUGUUCAUUUAUUUUCGUUAAAAGUAGUUAAAAAUGAUCUUUGCACUGAACAUAUGUAAUUCAACAUCUCCCCAAGACAGGGACAGUCAAUCUCCGAUAUUAUUGUCCGAACGACAGACAUGAGUUUAUUGUGAAUUUUAAUGAGUCUUAAUAGUGCCACACCACGAAGCGGAAAGGGACGGAGACAAAGACAUGCUUUUUGUCUUUUUGGUGCUAACUUCGCUUCCACAAGUUCUCACAGCUUUGAGUGAACUCCCUCAACCAGUCAACGUGACGAUCAGCUCCAUGAAUUUCAUUCAUAAGCUAACAUGGGAACCCGGGCUAGGCACACCUGCAGAUGUUGUUUACCAAAUCAGUACCAAUACAGAUGUGGGAACUACAUGGGACCCAGUUUCUGGCUGUCAGCAUGUCCAGUACCCGUUGGUUUGCAACAUGACAGAGGCCUUUUCCGACCCAUUGCAGGUCUACUUAACCCAAGUUACGGUGAAGCAGAAAGCUCGGGCCUCUCGACCAUUCACACUCCCUGGAUUCCAGCCUAUCAAAGACACUCAGCUGGACCUACCAGUAGUGACUGUGACUCCUUGUGAAAAGAAUUUGUGCGUGGACCUUUUACCUCAAACGCUGCGUCUGUGGGAGGUCUACAACUCUCUAAGUUACCAGCUCAUGAUUGACAGCAGUGAUGCAGACAGACCACCGUUUUUUCAGGAAAUCAAAUCUCUGAAGCGAUCUGUUCUGAAGAACCUCACUCCCGGCAGGCGGUACUGCAUCUCAGUUCGGUUCUCUGACAGUCUCAUCCCAAGGGAGUCCGAUUACGGCCGUCCAAGUUGUGCUAUCAUCCCAGGGAUUUAUCCUACAGACUUUUUAAUCACACCUGUGCUGUGUAUAUUUGCCAUUGUUGGUAUCAUCAUGAUGAGCCUACUGGUUUAUACUGGAUUCCUCUGUCCAGGAGAGAGUCUGCCUUCAGUUCUGAAAUCCUUCCAUCACACUAAAGAGGUCAGGGUCAUCGUGCCCCACAAAGCACCCUUGGCCUCGCUCCAAAUUAUACCGACGCUGCCCUCUUCAUGUGAAAGUGACUGUCAAACGUCAGCACUCGAGGAUGAAGAAAGCUCUUCUGAAAGUGCUUACGAAAUGCGUUUGCCCUGCAACGUACUCUCCUCGUCGCCAUCGUCAUCUCCAUUACUUCCUUCGUUAUCCCAACAUGAACCACUGCCAAGCGAUAUUCCAUGUUCAAACUCUGGGAUUUUCUCUGGAGGUGUUUUUAGUCCCCAGACUCAAGCCUCAUUUGAGGGUUUAAAUGCUACAUCGGUACACUCCACCACAAUCCCGGCUCCAAUUUCUGACCAUAUCUUCAACUCAGACCACCGUCCAGUUUCUGUCCAAGCGGCAGAGGGGAUAAAGCCAAAUGAGAUGGAACGUUGGGUGGUCAGAAAAUGGGACGACCCAAAUGUUAACCUCCAUUCUCUAAUUUUGGGUAGGUUUGUGGAGGAAGAGGAAACAGCCAUUUUAGACCAAUCAAACACGGAUACAAUGGAUUUACAGGAGCACGACAGCACGUCAGACACUGCCAAUGAAGAUGAAGAAGAGCAGCAAGAUGAACAGUCUUCAUACAUGCCUCAUCCAUUUUCGUUCAGCUCGUGAAUGCACUUAAUUCAAUUACAUACUGUGACUUCAAAAUUCCAAUCCUCCCGUACAUUAACUGGAUAUGAGAGCCUUUGCUUGGCAAAAACACUUUUCUAACCCGCUGUAUACCUGCUACAAUCACAUUUGCUGUUUUUACGUUUAUGCACCAGCUGAUUUGAUGGGCCAAAUGCUCUUGCGUUUUGUCCGUACCAUGCACAAGCUUAACAUAGGCUGCAGUUAUGCUUUAGACCAGAGGUGGCAGUCGUGAGUAAAAAAAGUGACAAACUCUAUACAGCAGGGGUCCCCAACCUUUUUUGCACCACGGACCGGUGUUAUUUGGGUCUUUUUUUCACGGACCGGUGUUCUGACAAAUUUUGCAACCCAUCAAAAAUUGCAACGAUGCGGUUCUGCGCAUAACGUUAAACAUAGCCGCAAAAUGCGCAAAUGCAGCGAUUCCAAAGUAAACACUACAAACUUUCUUGAAAGAAAGGAAUAUUAACUUACGUUUGAUCAUGGAAGGACUUGUAGAAAAGUUCUUCAUCUGCCAUGUAAACUUCACACAACAGCUGCACACCGCGCUCACCAUUAACGACUUCCCCUUGUCGUUAAACAUUAAUUAAGAAGUCCGCUUCACAAAGAUACGAUGUUGGAAAUUGUAGCAAGGUUUUCAACGCUCUUGUCGCAAUGUCAGGAUAUUCCAGAAUGACUUUGAUCCAGAACCUCGAAAGAGUAAUGUACGUUUAAUAAGGUCGCCGUCAUUUGCGAUCCCUCGGUUUAUUCACAAACGGGUCAAGAAUGCACUCCUUCGCAGUUCGUGGGUCUUCGAGGUUGUAGGCUCGUCAGGUGCCCUUUUCGCCGUAAAAAUAUAAUUUUCGCCAUAAAAAUAUUUCCAAAGACGUCUGUUUUCCUGUUAUCUUCGCUCGUGUGGGGGCUAAGUAUUUCCGGGAACAAAUGUGCUGCGCCGCGGCCAAGUAAUACGCUAUUAUCGAGGACAAGCGCACAUAGAUAUAUUAUACACACAAACAAGAUGUACUGCUAGCAGUCCAAUCAAUGGACUUCUAUGACAACAUUGUAAUCUAUCCCGUAGUAUUAUAUCUAGAGUAGACAGAGAUAUUGGUGUGUUAAGCAGGGGCACAGGGUUGAUUCGGCCAGAAUGCGGUCAUUAUUAAAUAAUUUUUUUCUCUGUGGCCCGGGUCGCAAAUGCGCCACGGACCGGUACCGGUCCGCGGCCCGGCAGAUGGGGACCCCUGCUAUACAGGACCGUUUAAGAUUUAACUGUAAUAGGCAAAAUAUUUGGAGUUUAAAAAUCACUUGGAUAUACAGUAUAUAAUAAGGCUAGGUUCAGACCGCAGGUUUUGAUGCACAAUUCCGAAGACCAUGGAAAUGAGCAGCGUUUACUUCAAGCAGUAUGUUGACAAGCUAUUAGAUGUCACUAGGAGUCACAUUCAAAAUGUUAGUUAAGCUGAUGUGCUCCAGUUUUUUUUGUUUUUUAUAAACACAUUUAUAGACGUAGUACAGUAAAUAUUCAAACGAAAAGCAUUAAGUGCUCAAAGAGCUCAUUUCAGUAUGUGAAACAGUUAACAUUACUUUGUGAAGCCCUGUGUGUGUGUGCCCAUACUGUAAGUGUAUGUAGUAAAUAGAUGGGAAUUAUUGGAAGUUGGUACAGCAAGUGUUAGAUAUUUUGUGAAUUUUUAGACAAAUUGUUAAAAGCCUUUAUUUGUUAUUUGUUUUUUUUUUUCUGUUUUAUAUCUUUUUCACAUGGAUUUAAUUUAUUUUGUAGAUUACACAAAAAUCGAGAGUUUUGGCAGUUAGCAAAGAUGGCUGACCAAGAAGCAUGCUCUGUAAGGCUGCAACAACUAAUCGAUUAAUAAGUUGGUUGCUAACUAAUUUGAUAAUCGAUUUUUGCCGUCAGCUGUAAGCAGUGACGUGCGGUCAGGUGAGGCAGGUGAGGCAGAGCCUCACCUGUCAUCAAGACAAAAAAAUAUUUAUAGCAUCAAAUUUAUAUUAAUAUUUGUUCAUUGCUCUUAAUGUAUGACUCAUUUCAAACAUUUUUUAUAGUCAAAAUCGCUGAAUUUGCCCAUUUCCUGUUCAAAUAAAGAAAUGAAACGAGAGGUGCGGCAGCAAUGAGUAAAGCCUCACCUCUGAUUGCGCAAUCCACAACAAACUGGGUUGAUACAUGGAAUUGGAGCGUGCUGGUUGCCGUACAUCUGCAUGUCGCCAUUAUAAUGUUUCCAGAUACGUUUAUUUGACCUGAUUUUCCACAGUCUGGCAAAUGUCUUUAUCCCUUAAAGUUUAAUGUUUGUUAGCGACAUAUUUAGUUUUGCUGAUGGGAAAUAAACCCGCAGUGAAAAGGCACAGGUUGCGGCAGAUAGUACUCUGCCGCACUGCAAGGGGGCGUACGUGAAACUGGACUUUCCAUUAAAAGUGGACGCGGUUAACACAACACCGGAGCUAAAAGGUUUGCUUCAAACUACGAGACAAGAUAACUUGCGCUUUUCAAACGGACUGGUACACCCGAAAAGACUGGCUAUGUGACUGUCCUUCGAAAAAUCGCCUUUGCUGCUUUCCCUGCCUUUUCUUCUCAACUUGUGCCAAUGUCUGGACUAACACGAGAUAUUGUGACAUUAAAAAACUACCACGAAGCCUCAGCAAACAUGACAGCUCGACCACUCACAUUCAAAGCCUGAUUGCUUUAAAAACUUUUGGAAGCUCAAGGAUCGAUUUGGCUUUGACGAACAGCGAAAGCUCAACGGUAGCAUCCUCCAUGCUAAGGUAAAGAAAAGAGUUUGAAAGACCUCAUUAAUGCAACCUGCAUCCUAGCUAAACAGGAGUUAACAUUUCGUGGUAACGAUGAGCGUGUAGCUCUUCUAAACGUGGCAUAUAUGUAGAACGAUUACAUGGUUUUGUUGAGAAAGAUGAAAGGUUAGCUAGACUUUUGGACACAUCCACUGUGUUUUCUGGCUUGUCAAAUAGAACACAGAAUGAUCUAAUUGAAGCAAUCCUCUCCAUUGAUGCGGAGAGAUGUUUUUUUAAAGUAAAGGAAAAUAAGGAGGACUUUUACAAAAAGGGCGUAGGUUUGCAUAGGGACGGUAGGGACAUAACACUACCAACUUUUCAGGAUGCUAAAAUUGUCCCCACCAGCUUUUAAGCAACCUUACCUUUUUUGCAUGAUAUAAUGUUCAGUUAUAUAGAGAAUUUAGAUCUUUCAAUAGUUCCAUAUGUUGUAAGGAUAGAAUUGACCCUGCCAUUAUUAAGUGAAUUAUUUUCAUUAUGUUUAUGUUUGCUAAUAAAAACCAGACAUUUAUUCAGGAAGUUUUCAAAAUGUUUCUUUAGUAUUUUUUGAAAACAAAGGUUUGAAUCGAACAGUGUAUCAUCUGAACCAAUGCAUGUAAAAGUUAUCAGAAGAUAAGGAUUUAUUUUGCAUUGAUCAUUUUGCCUAUUAAUUGAUUAGGUUCAUAUACAUGAGAAAUGUGGCCCUUUGCCCCCUUCAUCCAAUCUGUUUGGUCUAAUUAAUGUCCCGUCCCCAGCAAAAAGUGUGCCUACAUGCAGGUUAUGCUGUUAUAUCGUCCCUACGAAUGUUGAGACCAAACUUAUGCCCUUCCAAACUAACACCGGUUUUUGUGGUGAAGGACAGGCGCAAGAUCACAAACAGUUUUCUUUUCAAUCUUAUAAAAAAAAUAAUAAUAAAAAAAAAAAAAAGAGCUUAGACCAAGAAAAAUACAAUAGAAUAUUUAAAAACUAAAUUUUGGCCUUAAAUAAAAUAUUCUUUGUUUUUCUUUUCACACUUUUUGUUUAGCAAUCUGUAAUAAAUUGUUUAAAGUAUCAGAAUUAAAAGUUUUAAAAACAACUGAAUAUUUCACUAAAGGUCAGAAUUGAAUUCUGUGGUUUUGUACACCACUCUUUACUCUCAUUUAUGUUGCAUGAAUUAUAGAAUUGCGACGACCAACACAUUGAGGGUGUAGAGCAAAUGCAUGUUAUUUUCUUACUUUUACGUAUCGAUAAUAUGUACCGUGUGUGCGUGUUUUGUGAAGAAUGCUGAUAAGAUAUGAAAUAACCAGUAGCCAAUUGAAUAAGCUACCCUUUUUGGUUGAUGUAUUUGGAAAUCUGACACUGAAGGAGUCAAUGCCUCACCAACCAUGAACCUCACCGCAUGUCACUGGCUGUAAGCAUGAGAACAAGAGAGAGCUCACUGCUACUCUCAGGUUGGGUUGCUGAAUCAAUAAUACUGUAUUACGAAGUGUCGAGAGUUAAAUUGUCUUUUGUGUUGUAGGAUCCAGUGUGCCUCUGUCAGAGGUGAGUAAAUGAAGCCAAUUGUAUUUUUUGUAGAUGACACAUUACUACUUAGCACAGAGUGCUAAGCGAGUUAGCGAUGACGCUAAUCAGUGUUUUUAGUGUCUGUUUGGAUUGUGUUUUGGAAAAGCAAUCUUUGACAUCGGUCUGAAAAAAGUUUGCCCCACUCCUCAACGCAGAAUACUUUCAACAGUGACUGACUAUUGUAGUGAGAGAAAACACAAUGGUGAGAUGAAAGGAGCUGUCUGAGGCCUUCAGAAAGAUGAUCGUAGACACUUAUGAGUAUGGUAAGGGAUUUCAAAAAAUCUCAAAAGAAUAUAAAAACCGCCAUUCCACUGUCCGGGAAAUAGUCUACAAGUGGAGGACAAAACAACUGCCAACAUGCCCAGGUCUGCCCAUCCAAGCAAGUUCACCCCGACAGCAGACCAUAAGAUGCUACAAGAAUUCUCCAAAAACCCUGAAAUGUAAUCACUUGACCCACAGCAGGCUCUUGCUACUGUUGAUUUAAAAGUGCAUGCCUCUACAAUUAAAAGGAGACUUCACAAGUUUAACCUUCAUGGGAGGUGUGCAAGGGGGAAACCUUUGCUCUCCAAGAAGAAUAUGAAGGCCAGCCUGAGGUUUGCCAGAAUAAAUGUAGACAAAGACCAGGGCCUCUGGAAUAAUGUUCUUUGGACAGAUGAAUUUAAAAUUGAAUUAUUUGGACAUAAGAAUAGAGGACAUGUUUGGCAUCAAUCCAAUGCAGCAUUCCAGGAAAAGAACCUCAUACCUACUGUGAAGCAUGGAGGUGGAAGUGUCAUGGUUUGGGCAUGCUUUGCUGAAGCAGGACCUUGCCUGCUCACCAUCAUAAAAUCCACUAUGAAUUCUAUCAUGUAUCAGAGGGUGCUUGAGGAACAUGUGAGAUCAUCUGUGAAAAAAAUUAAAGCUGAAGCGAAAAUGGACCCUGCGACAUGACAAUGACCCAAAACAUAUCAGUAAAUCUACCAAGGACUAGCUGAAAAGGAAGAGAGUCUUGGAAUCAGGGCUGUCAAUAGCCUUGCAGGGGCCCGGGGACAAGAGACCAUUAUAGGCCCCCUCCCAUCCCACCUUUGCCACGAGCUUGUCACAACAACAUACGCAGUAAUUUUAACGCUUUGCAAGCAACGACAGUAUAAAAUUUCAAAUUAUUUAAUUUGAGAUGGACAGUUAAAUUUAACAGAUCUUAAUGUGAUGUGACACAAUAUAAACAAACAAUUUCCAUCUAUUGUCCCAUAGGCUACAAUACAAUACAACUGACAGUGCUAUGCCUGCCUGCUAAGCAACAAAACAGUAUAACUAAACAUCCUGUGCCUUCCCACCUCCAGGGUUAUUAAGCCCUCAGACAGUGAUGCGUCAAGAUUUUUUGACAGCAAUGUCAUUUAUAACAUCAGUGAACUCCAAGUCUUUUCAGCCUCGCGCACCUGCUCCCCACACACUAAGAUAUAUCCCUGAUCUCCCCUUACCUUCUCUCUCCUCGGCUCAACGCAAGCAGCAUGUCAUCAUUCCGCAGCUCAAUAGGCUACAAGCGGCCGGUGACUGACUCGAAUCGGGCUUUGGUCACGGUGACCGCGAAUGUAAAGGUUCAGUGUUAGCGGCUGUCGUUCACUUACCGACAUCAUCGUCCACAGCCAACUCUAGCCCUAAUUCUGUGGCGUCUUAUCCCCAUUUUUUCUCGUUCACCUCUAUGAUCUUCAUCUCUUUUUAUUUUCUGCACACCCGAUUUAUGACGAUUCGGCAUGUUUAGAGUUUAUAACAAUGACCGGUUUUAAUUUCCUGCUUCAGGGCAGGUAUGUAGUAUAGUCCUGAGUGCGCCAGAGCGGGGUCAAACCAUUCUCUGUUAAGACAGAGGCGGUGGGGGGAAAAAAGGAAAAAAAUAUUUAUUUGAAAUAUUAAAUAUGUUAAAGUUUUCAAAUAUAUAUCGAGUAGAAGAUAAUAUUUAAUCAGACAAUGAUUUAAAUAAAAAAGAAAUAUGUGAAUGUAUAGUAAAAUAAAUUAAGGGUUAUUCAGGGGCCCCUAUGGUCCUGAGGCCCGGGACAACAUACCUGGUUGCCGUUGCCCCCCAGUCAACGGGCUUGCCUGGAAUAAUCAUCGUCCAUUUUUUCUUCAUUGUCACAAGUUCAAGUUAAAUUGUGAAGGUAAUUUAAAAAGGUGACAUUUUUCCGAUUAAUCAAUUAACCGUUUAAUAAAUCGUCCAAUUAAUCGAUUAUAUAAAUAAUCCUUAGUGGCAGCCCUAAUGCUACAGUAUAGAAACAGCAGUCAGUUAUCGAAUUUUUUGUUGCUGAAGGGUGCAAAAUGUCAAUUGUAUGGUGCCACGUUUUAGCCGGGGGGAAAAAAAGAAAUCUGAAAAAAUAUCACCACAUUUGAAUGAUUUUAACGCUGAGGGAACACAGAAGCUUGUGCACAGAUGGGAGAAGUGACAGUGCUGGGAGACUACAUUGAAAAAUAAUUAAUAAUAAUAAUUUUUUAAAAAGCUAUCAAUAUUAAAAGUCCUUAUACCAAAAAAAAUCACCUUAUUUAUUGAAUGACCCUCAUAUAUACAAUCAAGCUUCCAGAACACAUAUUUACAUAAACAUCUCACACUCAAUCUCACUCGUCAAAAGAACACGUGAGUCAUCCUCUUCAUCAAGUUGCAGAUAUAAAGCAAAAUUCAGUUUACAGAUCAUUUCCAAAUAAACUUUCCAUAGUCACUCGCGCAGAGGCUCACUUUUCCUAAUCGAAGUCACUGAUAGCAGAGCCUUCUCCUCUUCCUUCUCUCAACACAGGCCUUCGACCUCAGUUCAGUGUUGUUUUUGGCAGCCCUUUGAUUUUUUUUCUUAGUCUUUUGGAUCAAAAUACUUAUGUCUUAGUCAUAUUUUAGUCAUUUCAAAAUGUUUUCAUCUUUGUCUAGUUUUAAUCGACGAAAUCUCAUACAAAUUCGUUUGUCGACAGUUACUCAAAAUAUUUUAAUCUGUAAAAUUCCACAGUUUUAGCCCAAAAAUAAAGGUUUCUAAUAAUUUGGAGUGAACAUAGACAGAUGAGCACAUAUCAAGGAUAAUAACAACUUUGUGAUAAUAAUACAGUCACCAGGAAAAGCGGAAUAUCAUUUUCAAUUAAACCUACCCCGAAGCCACGAACUGUAUUUAAAGAAAUUGUCCGAGCGUUUCAUAUCCUCUGGACUUACUGACAAGAAAAGCCAAGUGGCUCUACUGUGACUGGCCAGUGUUUUAAGAGGACGCUCGCCAUUCUGGACCUAACGUGAAUGAUACACUAACGCAAGGAGUUACAGUUAGCAUCUAAUGAUCUCUCAACACCGAUCUUCAAGGGCUAAAGCAACAUUGUAUAUUCUUUCUUGUCAUAAGAAAACAAAUCUUACCGUGUUUCCAAACAAGCAAAAUGAAGCGGGGCCUAGCUUGAGACAUCCUAAACUCCAGUGAGGCGAGGGAGGGAGAGGCGCAGCACAUCUCACAUGAGUGACAUGACCCAAACACUGCUACGAUUCAAGCUGACGUUCUCCACAUACGAUUUGAAAGUGUCACGCAUUGUGAAGUUAUGAGAAACGAUGUCACAUUUUUGUCUCAUUGUCAUUUCAUCAGAGCAGUGUUGUUUUUGCCAUUCUUUAAACUUUUAUUUUAGUCUUAGUCUUUUGGACAACUAUACUUAUUACUCUUCGUCAUAUUUUAGUCAUCUCAAAAUGUGUUUGUCUUCGUGAGUUAAUAAAGAAGACUAAUUUAAUUUUAGUCGACCUUUACAAAAAAUGUUUUCAUCUGUAAAAUUUUUUAAAAAUAUUCCAAAAAUGAAUAAAGGCUUCUAUUUCGAAUGAACAUUGACAGAAAAUCACAUAUUGUAGCAUCUACAAGGACAAUGGCAACUUCCUGAUGAUACACACUCAGUAGGAAAACAGUACAUUAUUUUCAGUUAUAUCCACGUGGACACCAAUAACUGCAUGUAAAAAAAAAAAAAAAAGUUGCAUUAGCAGAAUGCUAACUCGAAUGUGAAUACUAUGCGAAUGCUACAAGUUACAUUUAGUAUGUGAUGAUCACUCAGCACAGAUCUUUAAAGACUAAAGUAACAUUGCAUUCUUUGUGGCAACGAUAAGAAAACUAAUCUUACCGUGUGUGCAUGCAUGGAGACUGGAAAGCAGCAGCACGUCACAUAAGUGACACAACCAGACACUGCUACGAUGCAGGCUAAAGACACGAAAAAUGUAACACAUUGUCAUCAUGUGAAACUAUUGUGCAUUUUCGUCUCGUCAUCUUGUCAGACGAAAACUGGCAUUUGUCUCGUUAAGUUUUAGUCUCCCAAAACACGUUUUUAGCGCGUUAUCGUUUCAUCAUCGUCAUGAAAAAUUGCUCGUUGACGAAAUAUUGUCAUUAUAGUCAUCAUUGGCGAAACAACACUGCAUCAGAGGAAAACUGGCCUUCGUUUUGUUACGUUCUAAUCUCCCGAGCCACGUUUUUAGUUCGUCAUCAUGAUGCAAAAUUUGUUCGUAUACAAAAUAUUUUUCUAUUCUUCAUUGUGCACGAAAACAACACUGCCUCAAUUGUAAAUUUCAGGUGUGACGUCAGAAUACAAUCUUGGGAUCUGUAGUUCUCCAAAACGCCUUCCAAUUGGAAACAGGACAAGAAAUGAAAAAAAUAUGGUCAUACACAUGGUCCAUGCAGCAUUGUUGAGGAAAAAAAACUCAAAGGGCAUUAUCACCCUUUCUACUUGGUCUGUUGACUUCAAGUAAAAUCGAGGGUGAAGCUCCACUUCUUCACUUUCCAAUGAGGGCUACCACAAGCUUGUGGGUGACGUAAUCAAGUAACAAGGCUAGGAAGACGUGUGCACAGGACGUGCCGGUGCGUCCACAGACCUUAGAGGGUUAUAAAAGUCUCUAGGACGUAUGAUUGGUCAAUGGCCGUUUAGGAGGCGGAGUUUGCUAAAGGUCAAUUAGUAGAAAGAUAAGGAUCAUGUUCCUGUGCAGCUCAGUUGGCUGUGCACACUUGAAUUGGGCAUCAUGGACCACCACACCUAUACUCAUCACUUGUAGUCCUUGUUUUAUUUCGGUCAGCGUCUGUUCAUUGUGUUGUCCCAAAAAACGUCCCGUUUUCCGAAAUUUCCGGGUUCGCAGUGAGUCAGCAACAGGCACACUUUUGCGAAAUAUAUGAUAUUACAAAUUGCAAAAUAAAUUGUUUAUUGAUUACAAUCCCACAAAAGCAAGCAAAAACAAGCAUAACAUGGAAUAACAAUAACGCUAGAUCUAGAUUGUCACUUGUCACGUCUAAAAUCCCAGCGCUACCAUUAAAGCACACAAGAACACAAGAAAUAACGCUAGAUAUAGUUUGUCAAUCCUAAAAUCCCCGCGCCACCGUCAAAGCACAACAAGAUGUUCCUUAGCAAUGAAAAUCUCUUACCGGUGACAAAUGAGCGGAGAGCCAAUGCCCCGGCAGAGCGGCAAAGGAACAAUGCCGAGCGACCCGUACGUUAAUCCUGCGCCGGACUCUGGCGGGGCCCAGAAAUGUCUGGCUCUUAUAGGAACACGCCUCGUGAGAGCAGAGAUGGCCAGCUCCUGCUCCCAGGCGACACGCGCCUGCCCAAAAAUGGUAAUCUUACCAUGUUUUAGCUCAACCUCUUUCCAGAAAUGGUCUGUUAACCUGUUGUGCAGUCUCGGCAGCAGAUGUUCCGUCUCAGCAGUAAAUGUUAUAAUAGUUACUACGAGGCAGCAGGCAUCAGAGUGGCGGUACACAAGAGUUACAAGAAGUUGCACAGUCAGUCCAAAAGAAUUCAUACAUAUCAUCACAGUAGGCUAAUCCACUCCGGGUCACACUAAUGUUUUCUCCCAUCACGUCCCUUGCGGCAUGUCAUGGAGAUUAUUGUGAGUGCAAUUUGGAGAACCAGGUCCCCAAAAACAAAACAAAAAAAACAUUUUACAUCAGUAAAUUACAUUACAUCUUUGAUAAAACCACAUUUGGGGGCAUAUUUUCAGGCAGGCAGGUCUAUAAAACUUCAUCUGUAAUCCUACAUUGACACUUGUGCGCUGGAGUCACAUGGUGCAUUUUCACAGGAUCUAAAUCAAGAGUCAAUCCAGAGGAGGAUUUACUGCUGUUGAGAUGCUGGCAAUUGCUGCUUUCUCUGGAGUAAACUCCAGAGUCAUUGCUUCUCCUUUUGUCUUUAUGACUGUCCAGACCACUGAAAGCGAGACAGAACAAAACACAGUUCCUUAUAUUAUACAGUCAUUGACAUCAUUUGCAGGUGUUAUUCCACUCCCUGAAAAUUUUCGCUCUAUAAGGAGCACCCAACUAUAAGCUGCUACUAAGCCUGUCGCAAUAUGUAAUAAUUCCAUUUAUCGCGCAAUAAUAAAAAUGAAGGCGGUAAUUUUUCCGCUGCAAUUUAUCGCCUCGCGUGCACGUGCGUGCGCGCGUGCAGCAGACGUGCUGUUAAAGGUUCGGAUUCCUCGUUACCAACUGUGCAAAAUGCAUCUUCGUUCCAGGUCUGGCAAAAACUAGCGCUGGAGCCAAUCGUUCCCAUUAUAUCCUAUUGUUUCACGUAUACCGGCCACGUCAGUCCUCCGGAGUGACUGUGGACCAUCUAUGGCGCGCCGGUGUUGUUGACGUGUGGGCGCUCCCGUCAGGAGUGACAUUUCACGCGGGGCGGCUAUUUUUCGGCACAACGCCGGAUAUUUACAAUGAAGUCCGCCAAAACAUUGUUACCGACUUGGCUGCCACGAACAACCUCGCUUUGACAACGAAAAGCUGCUUCAAACUUGUCCUGUUUAUGAAAGUCGAUUGUCAUAUGCUGGUGUUGUGUAGUAAUGAGCAGACGUGACUUCAGCGGCGCUUGCUAACUUUUUUAAUGUGCGCACACACUAGAUAUCAUGAAAUGGCAAACUAGAUGUGCUACGUGCCAUGCCAUUGGCUAGCCCAGAAUGAUUAUGGGACACGUAGUCCAUAUACUACAUCGAUGAAUUCUAAACUGUCAUUACUGAAUGGAAGUUAAGAAGGCCAAAUCAAUCCAUACCAGUGACUAUAGAUAAUGUUGCAAAUAUUGUUAAUUCAGUACGUGACACAGAUGGAUUCGGACCACAAAUAGGAUGUCUUGCUCAUGUAGUAAACCUAGCUGCUAAGAGAGCUGUAGCAAUCAACAGU
Corythoichthys intestinalis (scribbled pipefish) is the source of this 13165-nucleotide messenger RNA. It is a transcript of the gene crfb2, whose product is annotated as cytokine receptor family member b2. Bases 330 to 1775 code for a protein of 481 amino acids. Gene Ontology annotation, molecular function: cytokine receptor activity; protein binding. The record is from RefSeq and is a predicted model, not a curated record. The transcript is spliced from 7 exons. Lineage: Eukaryota; Metazoa; Chordata; Actinopteri; Syngnathiformes; Syngnathidae. Gene Ontology annotation, biological process: cytokine-mediated signaling pathway. Gene Ontology annotation, cellular component: plasma membrane.